AAGGAUUAAGCAGGAAGAGUCGUUCAAUCAACACUGCACUUCUGUAUACCCCGCGUAUUCAAAGUUUGCUCUACAGAAACUCAGUAGUUUUUUUCUUGGAGAACUAUGAGGUGUGCUGCAAAGAUCUUUGUUCCUAUAGGGAUCGAAAUAAUAAAAUUGGUGGUUUAUGCAUAUGAAUAUCUCACUUGGCCACUGUACUAUCUAUUCAGCAAGACUUUGAGGUACAUGCCGCUCCCAAAUUCACCUGUUGAAAGCGAUUGGACUUAUAAUGAAGAGGAAAGUCGUACUCUGGCAUUGCCUGUACGGGAUGGUGAUCCUGGUUCACCGUGGAGAGCAGUUGAAGCACUUGAUGGCCUGACAACUGGAUUACCUGGAUGUAAAGAUCUAGUUGACAUAUGGCUUCGCACAGUAAAAUUGUGGCCUGACCUGCCUGCUUUUGGCACAAGAGCUGUUCUGAAUACAGACUACAAGACUUCUCCUGAUGGACGACAAAUGAUUGAAUUGACUUUGGGUGAAUAUUCUUGGGAAACAUUUUGGGACGCUGAACGUCGUGUGUCUAAUUUAGCAGCAGGUUUGUAUUCAAUGUUGGGGUCCGUCAGAGAAAGUAAUCAACCAAUUGCAAUGUUCAGUGAAACAAGAGCGGAGUGGAUGUUCGCUGCGCAGGCCUGCUUCCGUCUCAAUAGACCUGUUGCUACUUUGUAUGCCACACUGGGUGAGGACGCAUUAGUGCAUGGAUUCAAUGAAACACAGGCUGUAGUCGUAUUUACAAGUGAUGAACUCCUGUCUAAAGUGAUUAAAAUUGUCCAAAGAUGUCCUUCAAUUCAACGCGUUGUCUAUUUCACAAAUGGAAUCUUCAAUCGGGAGCUUUAUACAGAAGUUGAUAAUAUGGCUGUACCGACAGGAAGUGCUACAGCUAGUAUUGCUGAAGCAUUAACAAAAUGCCCACCAAACUUGCAUUUACACGAUAUUAUUGAAGUAGAACGCUUGGGUGCUGCUGUGAUCAUGAAAGAAAAAGAGAAGCAGAAAGCGAACGGCGCUUCGCCAACUGCAGGUGAUAACAAUCAUUCUUUGAAUGGCUAUGAAGGUUUGUGGAUGCCUCCUGCGUCAGAUCGGGUCAAGCCUUCGGAUUUGGCUGUGAUUAUGUAUACAAGUGGAUCAACAGGUCAACCAAAAGGUGUUGAAAUGACUCAUGAGAACUUAGUCAGUGCUAUAGCUGGCCACCUACAACGUUUACCAAAACUUCGUAGUAACUACGACAUAUAUAUUGGUUAUCUACCGUUAGCCCAUGUACUGGAGCUGACCUGUGAAUUGUGCUGUGUCAUUAUGGGUGUCAGGAUCGGUUAUUCAAACCCACAAACGUUGACAGACACAUCUUCACGUAUCAAACGGGAUUACUGUGUCGGUGAUGUUACCCUACUACGACCGACUCUUUUUGCCAGUGUACCUACUGUGCUGGAACGUAUUUCUAAAGCUGUUUGGGAAAAAGUUAACGCUGGAGGGGAAUUCCUUCAAGCGCUCUUUAAAUUUGCUUAUGCUUACAAGUGUCGACGAAUCCAUGGUGGAUUUCCCAGUUUUCUUGUGGAUCGAUUAGUUUUCCGUAAGGUUAGAUCACUUAUGGGUGGUCGAAUUCGUUAUAUUGUUUGUGGUGGAGCACCAUUGUCAGAAGAUUCACAGUUAUUCACAAAUAUAUGCAUAGCACCGAUCGUUCAAGGUUAUGGACUCACUGAAACUUGUUCUGCUGGUGCUUUAAUGGAAUGUGGUGACCUACGAUGUAAUCAUACUGGCGCACCUCCGUCGACUGUACAAAUUCGUCUGAGAGCUUGGCCUGAAGGUGGUUAUUCUCCGUACGAUACCCCGUCACCACGUGGAGAAAUUCUUAUUUCGGGUAAACCUGUUUCACGAGGCUAUUAUCGACAACCUGAAUUGACGGCGAGAGAUUUCAUCACUGAACCAGACGGCACUCGAUGGUUCUGUACAGGCGAUAUUGGAUUAAUGCAUACAGAUGGAAGUCUAUCAAUUAUUGAUCGUAAAAAAGAUUUAGUCAAAUUACAAGCUGGUGAAUAUGUUUCAUUAAGUAAAGUUGAACUGGCGCUUAGUCAAUCAAUUUAUGUAGAACAAAUCUGUGUAUAUGUUGAUCCAUCACAAAAUUAUCCUAUAUGCUUUGUAUCACCAAAAUUGAAACCACUUCUUGAACUAGCCGAAUCAUUGAAUCUACUUCAUUUACUUGAUGAAGCACGUGCAACACUACCAGAACAAUCAUUAAAAGAUCCAGUUGCCAUUGAACAUGUUGAACGUAUUGCACUUUGUAAACAUCCUCAGAUCAUAUCUGCUGUAUUAAAAGAUUUACAUCGUGUUGCCAGAGAGAAACGUUUAAGUUCAUUUGAAAUACCUCAAAAAGUUGGCUUAGAUACAAUAGCUUGGACACCAGAUACUGGUUUAGUCACAGAUGCAUUGAAAUUGAAACGUUUCAAUCUACAAACUCGUUUCCAACGUGAAAUUGAAGAACUCUAUCAAAAGGAUACACGAGCUUAAUUUCUCUAUUGCAUUCUCCGUCUUCUUCAAAAUAAAGAAAAAAAAUAAUAACAAUGACAGUAAUACACUAGUAAUGAUAAUAAAGUAUAUAUACAAUGUUAUACAAUGUUAAUAUGGACGCAGAAAUGUUUGCACAUUCCAUUCCCAUCGUAUGUAUUAUAUAUGUAUACAUAUAUACAUCUAUUAUUAUCUAAACGGAUUCUUACAGCUUAAUUGCUAUAAUUGUCAUUAUUAUAUAGUGUUGAAAGUGUUUGUUGACUAAUCAGUGUUAAAAGAUAUUCGUGUAUGUGCACAACAUACUGAUUGUGCAGUACAUAAUAGACAGACGGAGGUAGAUAGAGAGACAGAGGGAGGCAGUGAUUUAAGAAAUUGCUCUUGUUGUUGUUAUUGUUAUUGUUGUUACUCUUCGUUAUUUUUUGCGUUUAUUUUCUCUCUUUGCAAUUACCAAUUUAUUGUAUUCUCAUCACUUUAUAUAUUGGCCUUUGUGUAUUUUGUAGUUUUACCUACUAACUCACUCUACGUGUGUGUGAGUGUGUGUGUGUGGGCAUUAAUCAUCACUCUAUGUACGCUUGUGAUUGUUUUCCUGUUUGCUGAUACUAUUCUGUUAUUCUUAUUACUGCAUUGGAAUUAACAACUUUCUCUUGCACAGUCUAUGAUAUAUAUACAUAGUCAGUUGGUACUCAAUUGGUUAUCAAUACUUCCAUCAUCAUCGUCACUACAUUCUUUCAGCAUAUAUUCUAUUCAGCUAACGUGGAUGACUACAGCUAAUCAUCAUACUAAUGGUAGUGUAUAAUAAUAUAUACAUAUACAAAAUAUACAAAGACGCACAAUUCUCUACUCUCUAUUUUCAUUUCAUACGCGUGCAUCAUUCAUGCAUUCAUUCAUCAGUGUUACGCAUGACUUCUACCACACAUACAACCAAUUUAAUUUUGAAGUGUUUUUUUCGAUAACUUUACUACCUAUCGUCUCCGUCUCCAUCAUUUUCACUGGGGCUUUCUUCUUUUCAUCAUAUUAAUUGUUUUGUUUUUUAAUUUCAUUAAUUUUGCCACCUCUUUUCUUGAUGAUGACAUUGUUAUUGUUGUUAAGGGGUGAUGUACACGUGUGUGGGUGUGUAAGUGUUUUUCUUGUCUCUUCACAAUGCGUGCUUGUUUGUUCGUUUGUGUGUGUAUGUGUGCCUCUAAUGUAACUUUGCUCCAUGUUUGCUUCCUUUACUCUUUCUUUAGUAAAUAUUUGUAUACGUAAUGAUAUAAUAGUAAUGGUAAAUGAGAUAAGAUGUCAAUUAGAAAAAAAAGACAUUAUUUCCAUUGUGGCUUUUGUUUACCAUUGUUUUUUCUGUUGUUGUUGUUGUUGUAGUGGUGGUGGUGGUGGUGUUACUUCACUUCACUUUAUUCUCAUUUUUAUAAUCUAUAUAUUUAUGUAUGUGUGUGUGUGCGUGGGUGGGUGGGUGGAUGUACUUAUGUGCUUAUUAUUUAUGUAAUAAUGCGCGUGUACCUCUAAUUUUUCACGAGAAUAACUCCCCAUAUACUCUGUUCUCUCUUUGCACAGGGCAUUUUCCACCUGAAUGCUUCUUUUUUUCUUCAAUUUGUCGCCUUGUAAUUCUUUGCAUUUAUAUAUAUAUAUAUAUAUAUAUAUAUAUAUGCAGAAAAAGAAUGUGUGUAGUCA
Trichobilharzia regenti is the source of this 4194-nucleotide messenger RNA. The record is from the annotation of a GenBank genome assembly. Lineage: Eukaryota; Metazoa; Platyhelminthes; Trematoda; Strigeidida; Schistosomatidae.